UUUGCUUCUUCCGGGUUGUGAACAGGAUCUGAUUGGACAGUAUACUGGCAAACGUGUCUUCUCUUGUUAAGGCAGAUUUUCCACCACUAUCGUUCCUGUAUAGUACAGAGAGUAUCGCGCGUAGAUUUAAUAAAAUAACGAGUCAGUGUUCUGUUUGAUGGUAUAACAAAUGCUUUUAAAGAGACCCGUACUGGGUUUCUUCUUCUGUAUUGUCUACUUGAAUUGUUAUGUUGUAAAUAAGUAUGUCCUUUCAGUCUUGAAAUUUACCUAUCCAACCUUAUUUCAAGGGUGGCAGACCUUAGUUGGAGGAUUAUUGCUUCAUGUGACUUGGAAAACGGGUUUUGUCGAAGUUGGCAACUUUACAAGGUCUGCAGUGCUGUCAUGGCUACCUGGUUCUGUGCUGUUUGUGGGAAUUAUUUAUGCUGGUUCGAGGGCCUUGUCAAGGCUGCCAAUUCCGAUAUUUUUUACCUUUCACAAUGCAUCAGAGGUUUUCGCCAGCCUGACUAGAUGGUUUAUUUGCAAGGAGUCAGCAUCGCCUACAAAAUUUCUGAGCUUGUUGCUCCUGGUGAUUGCAGCUACAUGCCUGCCAUAUUAUGAUGCUCAGAAACGCAGGUUUUCAUUAGGGAAUGUAGAUUUUUCCUGGUUAACCAAACCUUGA
Messenger RNA from Protopterus annectens (West African lungfish), 658 nucleotides. RefSeq names its product transmembrane protein 241 (gene SLC35D4). Bases 170 to 658 code for a protein of 162 amino acids. NCBI's taxonomy places the organism in Eukaryota, Metazoa, Chordata, Ceratodontiformes, Protopteridae. The record is from RefSeq and is a predicted model, not a curated record. The transcript is spliced from 8 exons.